Messenger RNA from Aureobasidium pullulans EXF-150, 1480 nucleotides. RefSeq lists its product as uncharacterized. The transcript is spliced from 3 exons. The record is from RefSeq and is a predicted model, not a curated record. NCBI's taxonomy places the organism in Eukaryota, Fungi, Ascomycota, Dothideomycetes, Dothideales, Saccotheciaceae. Bases 287 to 1297 code for a protein of 336 amino acids.
GAAUGAUUUUUGCCAAUUUUGUGGCAGUGAUGGACAAUCAUAGCGGAAUCGGAAGGAACGGUGACGACACAAAGUAUGCGGUCGGGAGCUCCACAUUGACGAGCACCUACGCAAGAGGAUAAGCACAAGAGCUUGGUCGUACCUGCCCCCAAGAGUACCUCAGCUACGGAGGUACUUCCUGACAGCUUCUCCAUCAUUCCUCCUACUGCCCCUCCAUCUGCGUCCACAGUCCGUUGAGGCCUUUUGCUUUCCUAUUCCUCUCCUCUCCACUCCACUCAAACACACAAUGUUCCGCGCCGGUACUGCUCGCCAAUUGCGCGCCCUCAGUGGCCUCGCAGCGAGCGCCCCUCGUAGCUCUCAAUUCUCGUCCAAGCUAUGCACUCUCUCGCAAGUUACUCGCCCGCUCGCGGUUGGCAAGCCCAUGACACUGGCCAUGGCUCGCUAUGCCACCCAGCCAUCAGCAAUGGACAAGAUCAACAAAGAGGUGGAGUCAAAACUAGGAGAGCAAAAGCUCAAGGCGGAUCCCGACACUGUUAGCACCACUUCGUCGACUCAUCCUGUCUUUGGCGAAGUUGGCAUGGCCGAGGACCCGCACAAGGACGCCGACAUGAUGGCCGGUGUCAAGAACGAUUUGAAAACCAUCAAGGAUACUUUCUCGCUCGAGGGCGUCCCUCAUCAAGCCUACACCUUGGGAAUGGCUGGUGUACUUCCCUACCUAGGAACCUCGCUUUCCACAGUCUACUGCGCUUGGGAAAUCAACCAUGCACACAACACCGGCUCUGGAUUCUUGAUGAGCGAGCAAACUGCUGAAGCAGCUCUCCACGUCUUGGAGCCCCUUCAAGUCGGAUAUGGCGCCGUCAUCAUCUCAUUCCUUGGCGCUAUCCACUGGGGUCUGGAGUUUGCUGGCUACGGCGGAUAUCAAGGUUACAAGCGCUAUGCAAUCGGCGUCUGGACCCCCGCAGUCGCAUGGCCCACAAUCCUUCUCCCGGUUGAAUACGCCCUGAUCACCCAAUUCGUCGCUUUCAACUUCCUCUACUACUCGGACAGCCGCGCUUGCAAGAGGGGCUGGACCCCUUCGUGGUAUGCCGUAUACCGCUUCGUCCUGACAUUCAUCGUCGGUGCCAGUAUUGUCAUCUCGUUGAUUGGCAGAGGCCAGAUCGCCGACCGUAUCAACAAGCUGCCUGGUCCUGCCGACAGAGUCCGCGCUCUGCGUGAGGCCCAGGGCCAGCAGCGCGACGAGGAGGAGGCCGCCAAACGUGCCAAGGUCGUGAAGGACGAGGAGGAUGAUGAGGAGUAGAAAUCCAAACAUCACAAACACUCGUCUCACGCUACCAAGAAGCGCGCCUAGAACGACAUGGGCUGUCUUCCAACGACAACAUUUUCUUCCGGAUGCUUUCCAAUGUAUGUACUCGAAUGACUAGUUAAUAAUUAGCAAGCCAAUGCUGCACGUUUUGAUGAACCACGUGACAUGUUCACAGCC